AUGGCAGCUUUAGGAGAAGAUGGUGACUUUGCAGGAAAGCUUAGGCUUCCUCUCCCAGACAACUUUUCCGGUCAGCCUGCAGACUGGGAAGAAUGGUCAUGGAACUUUAAAGCGUACAUUUCGAUGUUCGAAGCAGGCGCAGUGACUUUGCUCGACAAUGCCGAAGCUUUGACAACCGAGUUCACAGAUGCACACCUUGAAGUAACUUUGGACACAGGUGAUGUGGAUGUUGAUGCAACGCGUAGUCACUUUGCUAGCAAGUGUCCGCUGAACAGAGUGAAUGCUGUUGAGGGAGAAGAGAGUGAACUUUACGGUCUCCAGGAAGAAGAGUCUUACUUUGGUGAGGCCCCUUGGGACGACUGGUCUGAGUGGACAGUCGGAGCACUUUUCGAUGAGAGUUGGGAGUCAUGGGAUGACUCACUUUGGGAUUCCUCGUGGGAUUCCUGGGACUGGUAUUCGUAUCAGGACUUUGCAGGUUGGAAUGAGUGGUGGCCUGAAGCCACCUCCUCAAAGGAGACUUUGUCACCGCAACAGCCUCAGAAGCCUAAGGAAGAGUCAACUUUGCAGCAUGGAGCUCAGCAGGCUCCAGUUUCAGCUGUCACUGUGACAGCCCCUCCAGGACUUUCCAAGGCAGCGCCCAAACCUAAGGCCAAGAGCUCACUUUCCCCGAGCUCUUUCUUGAUGUCGGCACUCGUGCUUGGCAACUUUGGUGUUGGUCAGUCGUUUGGUUUUGAAGGCAUGUUGACUGGUGAUGUUGACUUUUCGUAUGGCGAGAAGCGUGCGACCUUUUCGUCGGUUGGCAUGGCGCCGUUGGAAACCUUUUCGCUGAAUCGAAACGACUCGGUGCCUCAGAAACUUUUCAGUGUGUACGAUCUUGGAGUGUCGAACCUGAACACGACAUUCCGGGAUCAUGCUUUGGAGGAACAUUUGGUUGCAGCCACCUUUGACGAGAAUGAGCCCUGGAUACUUUUUGAUUCAGGAGCAGCGACCCAUUGCUGUCCUCAGGACUUUGCUUCGGAGUGGAUGAGUUUGUUGAAGUUUGCAACCUUCUUCACGACUCCAAUGAACAAGGACCAUUCCGCAGAGGACACUUUCCGUCUGCGUUUGGCGCAGGCCGCUUCGGGCACUUUGCCUGACUUCCAGAAGGCCCUGGUGGAACAGCUUUCGGAGAAGGACCCUGCAACUGGAGAAGCCUUCACGCACGACCGUUGGCUGAACUUUCAGUUGUUUUGGGCUCGUGUUCACUACGUGUCUCGGAACACCUUGUAUGUGCCAGAAGACCCGCACUUUGAAGAAGAGUUGGGCAAUGCGCGCAUGACUUUGAUCAUGCGUCCUGAUGCAGAGCCAACGUGGCACUUUGACUUGUGGCGCAAAUACGGCACGCAGGAAGUGACGCAAGACUUUGUUGGCGCUACUUGUUUUGAGAAGUUGCCACUUGAAGCCUUUGAAGCAGAGCCAGCUCAGCCAGAGUACUUGGCUCAGAGGCCGAAGGGCUUGAAGCAGCCCGGCGAGCCAACUUUAACAGAAAGGCUGGAGCAUGAGCUCACUCACUUGCCGUUCAAGCCGUGGUGUGAAAUUUGUUUGAAAGCUAAGAGCAGGCAGGCUCACAGUAAGAAACUUUCGUUGAGACAGCCCGUCCUGCAGAUGGACUUUAGCUUUCUUUCAGAUAAGCCUGGUGAGGAACAGGUCACCAUACUUAACGUUGUCGAUGUUCUCUCGAACAUGGCACUUUCAGUGGUGAUUCCCACAAAGGCUCGCACACCGUACUCCCAUGCAGAGUUGAGACGCUUUGUUCUAGAAACCGGACGUACUUUCGGAAUCUUGCAAUGCGACCCAGAGCCAGCGUUGAAAGCCAUCGCGGAAGCUGUAACAGGCGAAGUCGGUGGACUUUCCUUGCGGAGUACCCCGACAGGCUGGAAGCAAGCUCAGGGUUCCGUUGGAAACAUGCAAGCAACUUUGUAUGGACAGAUCAAGGCUUUGCGGCUUGAGCUUUUGCAGCGUUACCAAGUUGAUCUGUCGGUUCACUCAGCGCUUUUCACUUGGCUUGUGCGCCACGCGCAGUGGCUUGUCAACCGUUACCUUUGCAACGCUGCUGGCACUACUGCUUUUGAGAGACGCUGGGGAAAGCGGUACAACGGCUUCAUAUGCCGCUUUGGAGAGACCGUACUUUUCCGAAAACAGCGUGUCAACAAAGGCAAGCCGGCUUUUGAGCGUGGCGUUUGGCUUGGAAAAGACACAGAGUCGGAGCAACACUUUGUCGCUGACUCUCGCGGGGUUUACAAGACGCGUUCCUUGAAACGCCUCCCCCCCACCCAGCAGUCAGACGUGGCACUUUUGCAGUCGGUUACCGCGCGUCCUUGGGACCCGACCGGUGCAAAGGUGGAAACGGACUCCUUCAUCUUUCCGAUGCAGCAGUCCGAGGAGGCGACAAACCUAGCUUUGCCACCGUCUGGGCAACUUUCUGGUCCUCCUGAAAAAGGCAAUGACGUGCCAAACUAUGAACUUUCAGACCCAGAGUUGGAAGAAGCUUUGGGCUUAGAUGGCACAGAGCCUGUUCCGGCUCGUGACGAUCUUUCGGACCUUCCGGAAGAUUACUUUUCUGAUGUAGAGCAAGAACCGCCCUUGCCUCCGCCUGAGUUUGAGCCUCCACGCUUGACUUUGGAUGAGCAAACUGCAAAUGCAGCGCAAGCAAGGUCGAGUACAGACGCAGCUUUGCCUCAGCCCCCUGGUUCGAGGCCGCGACUUUCUGACGAGUCGCCCGCGUCACCGACCAAGCGUAGCACAGAGACUUUUGACGUUGGAACGACUAAGGUGCAGAGGAUCAACGCGGUGACUUUCUACAGCGGUAGGAAGCGCAUACCCAAGCCACUUUGUUACCUUCGUGUUGCUGCAGUCACAACCAAGAACGACCUUGAAGUUCCUGUAGCAAUAAACCAGGAUGAAAAAGAACUUUUGCUGAUGAAGACCCUGGAAAACCCGUACUUGUGGUAUGAAACCGAGUUUCCGCUCGUUGAAGAAGUAGAAGGGAUGAAAAAGGAGAUGAAGUCUAUGACGACUUUCGAUGUUUUCGAAGAAGUUCACUACAAGGACAUUCCCCAAGCACGUUUAGACAAGGUCAUUUCGACGCGGUGGGUUAAGGUCCGCAAGUCCGACGGCACUGUGCGCUGUCGACUUGUAGUUCGAGGCUACACGCAAGAAGUCAAUGACAAGGAUGAGACUUUCGCCUCGACGCCUUCGCUCACCACCUUGAAGCUUUUGCUUACUUUGGCUGUAGCCAGAGGCACUUUGGACGAAGGUCAAUCGGUGACUUUCCUUGGCCGUGAGCUUCAAAGAACGAACGACGCCGUACUUGUUGGCAUGAACCCUGCGUACAUUGAUCGUAUGCUUGAGACGGCAGGACUUUCAGGUUGUAAGCCAGUCCUUGCUCCGGGCACAGACACUUUGCGAAAGCAGUUGAAUGUUGAGCCUCUGGACGCGGAAGCGCACAAGCGCUACCGGCGCAUCGUAGGCCAACUUUUGUGGCUUUCGAGUGUACGCCCAGACAUCAUGUAUGCAGUAAAGGCGAUGGAUCGCUUUACACCAGCUCAGAGCCGUGACGUGGACUUUAGCACGUAUCGCACGUGGCUGAGUCUGCAGCUGGUUCUUGAAACCUUGUGGAAUGGGUUGCAGAAGGAGCAACUUUAUCUGCCACUUUCAUCGCCGGCGGAAAUGUUUCAGAAGCUUUAUCCUUUGAUCCAGUAUGCGGCCACUUUGGGACUUUAUACACCUCCUGAGUUGGAGGUGCUGCAGAGGACUUUUGUGGGGUUCUGGACACCGGAACGCCCCACUUUUCGGCAGGAUUGGGUUCCUUUUCAGCUGUGGCUUACUCUACCUACAGGACUUUGGUUGAUGGUUGCAUCUGCAGCUCAGAGGUCAGGAAACUUUGUCUUGCCAUCUGCAGCAAUGGUGGGAACUAUGGUGGAUUGCCUGAACCUCACUUUGUCUCCGAGAUCGUCACUUUUAUUUUGGUCAUUUGGACUGUCUAUCUCCUUGCAACAGGGACUUGAUCGUGUGACUUUUAUGCCAGGAGAGCAGUUGAUCACGAUUGGAGUCCGACUUUUGCUACAAGACUUUACUCGGUUAAUCACCAUCAAUGGAAAUCGUCUAUGGAAUAGGCGAUAUGUGGAUUACUUUCUCAAAGUUCAGAGCCUGAACUUUAUGUGGGAGCCUACUUGCCGAACGAUUGUCACUUUGUUGCACCGCAUUCACCCGUACGAGCUUUGUGACAAUCUCAACACCUACUUUGACAGGCCUGACUGCAGGCACUCGCGCCUUAUGCACCUCCCACUUUUAUCUCGGCUGUACCAAGAGCUCUCAAACUUUCCAGACGAGGGCGUUGCGCCGAUGCACUUGGAUAUCCCCACUUUGCGUCGUGGCUUCAGGAUGUGA
Molecule: messenger RNA, 4428 nt
Organism: Symbiodinium natans
Lineage: Eukaryota; Dinophyceae; Suessiales; Symbiodiniaceae
Source: the annotation of a GenBank genome assembly